This is a messenger RNA of Oncorhynchus gorbuscha (pink salmon), 947 nucleotides long. RefSeq names its product ligand-dependent nuclear receptor corepressor-like protein. The transcript has 7 exons. NCBI's taxonomy places the organism in Eukaryota, Metazoa, Chordata, Actinopteri, Salmoniformes, Salmonidae. Gene Ontology annotation, biological process: regulation of transcription by RNA polymerase II. The record is from RefSeq and is a predicted model, not a curated record. Gene Ontology annotation, cellular component: nucleus. Bases 126 to 947 code for a protein of 273 amino acids.
AGAGUCAGAGACAGGGAGAGAGAGAGAGAGAGAGAGAGAGAGAGAGGGUCAGUCGUGAUGAGCGGAGGUUGACUCCUGGUGACGCAAAGAGAGACCGAGCAGGGUGAAAGGAGGAGGCAGACAGAAUGGCUGCCCGGUGCCGCAGCUCCAAAUGCACCGUAGAAAGGAACGGAUUCAAGCGGGAACUCGAUACCUGGCGGCACAAACUGAUCAACUGCGUCGGGUUCGAGAGCAUUCUGGAGGGAAUCUAUGGCCCGUUGCUGCUCAGAGACCUCAAUAUUUUUGAUGACUGUGAACCCGAGGAGCUAGAGGACUGGGCAGUGAAGGCCAGUUGUUCCUUCUGCAGCCUGCUCAUCAAUGACCAUGUCCCAGUGGCCGCCUCCCCCUCAGACGACACGCCCUCCCAAGCCCCUUCCCUCUCGGACAGCAGCCUAUCAGCUCACAGGUUCCUCCAGGCUGUGUUCCAUAAGAAAGAGCUGGUGUCCAGUGGAGACCCUAACGUCCCUCUGGUAGCCCAGGAACUGAUGAAGAGGAUGGUGAGGCAGUUUGCCAUUGAGUACGCCUCCAAGACACGCCUUACCACCACCACAGGCUCCCAGCGUGCUGACCUCGACUCACCUCUAGACCUCACUCUGACACGGAACCAGGAGGAGGAACCCACACCAGCGGACAGUGUGCUCGACCUCUCCAAGCGGAACUCUGCCAGCUCGGCGUCCACGUCACCCACCAUUCACAAAGCCUCAGGGAGGCAGCAGCAGCGUUGGGGAGCAGCCGGGGCGUACCAGACCGAGGAACACCAUGCCCAGAGGUCCAGUGAGCUGUCUGUGGGGCUGCUGUCCAAGGCUCUGAGAGACGUGAGGUCUGGUCGUGGAUCCGGGAGAACAGAGCUGCCCUUCUCUACGGGAUCCCCCUUGAAAUCUUGCGCUCAGAGCUGGGGGAGGAUGUGA